GCCCUUUUGAUGAACUGACACAAGACAAACAAAAGCAUCAACGUGGAGGAAAAACAGACUAAAAACGGCAAAUACAAGAAAAAAGAAAAUCUGAUAUGGAGACACAGAUGAGGCAGCGUGUGUUCACCGGGGUGGUCACACAGAUGCAGGAGCAUCAUGGGAUUGUGGAUCAGGAGGUUCAUUUCCCAGUGAGCGUUGUGGUGGGUCGUGUGCCUCUGGUGGGUGAAAAAGUGUUGGUGAAAGCAGUCCAGGACCCCCUGAAGCCCAUCAGCUGGACGGCACAGAAAGUUCAGACGCUGAACGGACAGCCCUUCAAAUCUCCUCCUCCGCUGCUGCCCUCCAUGUCAUCCAAUCUGAAGCCUGGCAUUUUAGGGACCAAACCGCAGCCUCUACUGAAAUCUCCCAAAAUACCACCGCUGAUUCCCAGCAUGCAGCCAAAUCCUGGUGGUAUGAUGCAGAUGUCCCAUCACCAGCAGAUGUCCUGGAACGGUCCAUUUGACGGCUGGGGUGGAGGACGGAAGAGACACUCUGAGGUCAUGGGAGGACGUAGAGGUGGACGCUGGGAGGACGGCGGCGGCGGGCCGUGGGGAGGAGACGCCAUGCACCAAAAACGAAAAAGAUGGAGGGCUGCCACAGAAGAGGAAGCGCCCAAAAAGAGCAGCCCCAUAACCACACACAGCGCUCCCUUAUUCUCCUGUUUCUCCAGGGACACCCAGGCCUGUGAUUAUCUGGAGCUUCAGCGGCGGUACCCACACCUGCACCUGCCCUCCAACCUCUUCCACCUCCAGCUGUGCUGGACCGAAAGCUUCCCGCUCGACCAGCCUCUUACGCUGAGAGGACCGUGCCACUUUCAUGUGGGAGCAAACCAGCCGGAGAGUGAAGCAGACGUUUGCGAGUCCACAGAUGAUGCUUUCGCCGUUAGAGUCCUGUUGUUUUCUAUGCCGUGCCUUGAGGACUUGUACUCACAGUGUUGUAACCUCUCAAAGGACGGUCAGACGCAGAAGGAGGCCGUACAUCCUACUACACUUCUCAAAUUUGUGAUGGUGGAUAAUGGAGGUGAACUGCGGCUUCCAGGUGGUCACUGGUCACCCAAAGCGGACGGAGCAAAUCCAGUGAAGGACGGUUCGACGCUGGUCAAUACUGCGGUUCGCUGCAUAAAGGAUCAAACCGGUCUGGACCUCUCAGCCUGCACACAGUGGCACAAGAUGGCGGAGCUGAGAUAUCUUUCUGGAGAUAAAAUGGAGACAGUUGUGAUCUUAAUGCCAGAUGUGUGGAAUCUAGUGCCAGCAGAAGACGACUGGGCAAAAUUACGACAAAAACAGCUGGAUGGUGAUUUGUCGCUCCCAGAAGCUCCGUCCGUGGUUUUUCACCCCUCCGCUGGAGUGAAUCUGUCUGUCGUGUCUCUGUUGUCACUGCUGGAGCCCCAGACGCCUCAGACGCGGGACAGCUGUGAGGUGAGUUUGAUGGUGGAGAUGUUCAGCGAGAUGCUCCAGAGGGAUUUUGGGCUUCAGCUGUAUCAGUGUCUGUCCCGUCUGCCACAGGGCCUCAGUGUCCCACCGACUGGCGUCAAAGAGGAGAACAGUGCUCCCAUGGAGGAUGAGCCCAAAAAAUCAGACAAACAGACGGCAAAAAAGAAAGGACUGAUCGAUGCAAAGAAAAGAAAGCUUAAAGAGAAAGAUGAGGAGAGAGAGACAGAGGACGAGACUGAAGCAGCUGAAAAACAAUCUGAGCAUCUAAAAGAGAGUAAAACUCACAGCGCCGGAGGAGACGGGCAGAGCAACAGCGCCUCAGACAAUCAGCCGUCCAAAGACAGCGAACGUCCUCUGGGCUGGACGGCUGAACUUCCCCAUAAAGUGCUCCUGUCCUGGGUGUUCUUUGAUCGUCAGCUGACAGGAAGUCUUCGAGAGGCAGACCUGAUCAACAUCCUGCUGUCUCUCGGCCUGUUUCUCAGUCCUGCUCAGGUGCAGGAUCUAGUCAGAAAGACUGCAGUCGGUGGGCUUUGCCUCUACAGAAAUCUGUGCAGUCGCUGGUCAGACGCAGAUCAGACAGAUGCCAGCGUCAGCACUGAGGGAAAUAAAGCCAUGUUGGCCGGUCAGCCAUGCAAAGAGAGAGCGUCCGCCCGUCGCACCAGUAACACAGAUCUGAUAAACUACAAAGGGAACGUCAUUAACCUACCAAACCUACUGCAGACGCUGGAGAGUAGCAAAGCAACCCAACGUGAACUGGAGAAGUGUGUCGCCACACUGCAAUCCAGACUUGAGGCAGCAGAAGCGAGGCAGGCGUCUAAUGAACAGGAGCAGGGCCAACAGAAAGAGCUGAAGAGGAAACUGGAAAAAGCCGAAACACUUAAUAAAACAUAUGAGAAGAGUUUGAGAGAAAACAGCAGUCAGAUGACCUCUGUUAUUGAAAAGAUGCAAAAGAUGGUUGAACAGACGACAGCCCUCACUAAUGCAAACGCAGGAAAGGAUGAGAAGGCGUAAGACACACAGAAGCUCAUCAGCUUACGAUGCAAUAGCAUUCGGACCGAGGAGAAAUGAAAAAAAUAAUUAAAACUUUAGCCUUUGUUUGUUAGCUUUACAAAAUAGGUUAUUUAUUGUUUUGUUUGCGUGAGUAAGUAUGUGUUUUCAUGCACAUAGGUAUGAAAGAACUGCAUUCGUCGACAUUUGUAAAUGUUUUUAUUAAUAAAAACGUUUGGCUGCCUCAUUUUAGAAUGUAUACGCAGUCAUAUGAAACUGUGUAACGUGCUCGAUAUGGAAAGGAAACGUUGUGCUUUAUUUAUUUAGUGUUAUUUAAUUUUAUUUGGUUCUUAAAUUCUGGCAGCUAUGAAAAGUAUGAUCCUUCCACACAAGUGACAAUCUCAUAAACGGAGAUAGAGAUGCGCAAACGUGUUCCUAGCCCUGUAUAUGAUGAAACUGUAAAAUGAAAAUUCUUUUUUACAUGUGAACUUGAAACUGUGUUUUAAAUGACAGAUGUCUGGUCAAGUUUUAAAGGUUGAAAACAAGCAUGGAGCAAAUUGGAUUUUAUUGUAUUCCAGUUUUGUUCUUGUGAACUGAAUCAUUACCAUAAAUAUUCAUAUAGUGUUCAGUCUAGACUAAAAUAUGAAGUUCAAUUUUAGAAAUACUGUCUGAAUUCUCCCUUGCAAUUAAGAGUUCAGCUCAGUUUGUUAAAAUACCUUGAUGAAUGCAUUUUAAUCUAAAGUCUUAAUUUGAGGAAGGUCUAAAAAAGUAAGAUAUCGACUUAUGUUGGAUGUAAUUGGCAAAAAUGUUUUUUUCUCCUUUUUCUCAGGGACCAUUUCUAUUUUCUAAUAACCUGUUUCUGAACAGUUGCAUGUUUAACUGUCUUCCAACAAAAAUAUAUAAAAAUUAAGUUGAAAACAUAUCCCAUGUAAUAUAGGUUUUUUCUUUUUUUAAACUCACAAAAAAUUGUUAAUUGAUUUGGCCAGUAAGAAAUGUAUGAAAAUGUAUUUGUGGUUCAUUUUUGAGGAGCAGUCCCAACAGAAAUAAA
This is a messenger RNA of Labeo rohita (rohu), 3504 nucleotides long. RefSeq names its product cell cycle and apoptosis regulator 2 (gene ccar2). Bases 96 to 2480 code for a protein of 794 amino acids. Lineage: Eukaryota; Metazoa; Chordata; Actinopteri; Cypriniformes; Cyprinidae. Gene Ontology annotation, cellular component: DBIRD complex; nucleus. The transcript has 19 exons. Gene Ontology annotation, molecular function: RNA polymerase II complex binding. Gene Ontology annotation, biological process: RNA splicing; regulation of DNA-templated transcription. The record is from RefSeq and is a predicted model, not a curated record.